UUUUUUUUUCUCGACCUCGACUUUUUUUUUUGUGCUUUUCUCCUCUUCUUUAUUCGUCUUUAUUUAUUUCUUGUUAUAUAAUCAAUGGAUAAACCCGAGUCACCUACACCCUCUCCAUCGGAUAACGAGAAAUCGACCCCGACCGCUGAUGGCAAACCAACAUCCGAAGAAAAGCCGAUAGUAACAGAUGAACCUGUUAAUUCAAAGGAUGAUCAGCCGACAGUGGCUACCCCUUCUGAUAGUCCCGAGUCAGAACAGCCGGAACCGACGUCCGCAUCUAAAUCCGAAUCACCCACUGAACCCACUUCGACCUCUUCCGAGGAACCCCAACCAACCACGACGAGUACUACCGACCAACCACCACCUACAACCACGGCAGAUCCAACAACCCCCGCUCCAGAUCCCACCACUACCAAUCCACAAACUUCAGAGUCGCCGCAUACACCUGAACCGACACCGGAGCCUACCCCUGAUCCCACCACGACACCAUCACCUCCACCACCAGACCCAACGACAGAACCUUCUUCACACACUGCAAUUCCACCCUCGUCUUCGGAUGACCCUGUACCUCCUCCUCCAUCAUCGAGUUCGGAGAACGCACAUUCGUCUGACGUAGGUCCUGUCGUGACGAUCACAUCUUCCGGAACCAAUGUACACACGUUCACUCAAACAUCCUACUCAUAUUAUCCGAGCAAUGGCGGAAGCAGCAGUCAUGCGUUGCCUUCAGGAACCAACUUACCCAACGAUCCAUCACCGUCUACCAAUAAAAAUGCCAUCAUUGGCGGAGUGGUAGGUGGUGUUGUUGGUGCCGCUCUUUUAGGUGCCCUGUUAUUCUUUCUUAUCCGUCGUAAACGACGACCGACACCGAAAGAGUACGAGCACGAUCCUAACGAUCCUUUUACAAUACCUUAUAAUCAUUCGGGGUACAGCCAACCUAUGGCGGGCAUCGGAUCACCUGCUGGUUCAGGAGCCGCUGCUCGCCAUUUCGGUGGUGCACCGUAUGCAGAAAAUGAUCCUGGAACGAAACAUGCUUACUAUGCUCCUGGCGAGGUCAAUGACGGUUAUUACGAAGACGCUCCUCAUUACCCUCCUGCAUCCCAUCCUUACCCGCCUUAUUCUGGCUCGGAUUACGGAGGUCCGAAUACCUACGUGGACAAUUAUCCACCGCCAUUGUACGCCAGUCCUCGUCAUGUCCCCGAUGAAGUGACAGAACCUUACCAUAGCCCAACCUCUCCUCAAGAGCGCCAUGUGCCCAAUCUUGUCGAGAGCGAUGCUGAUCGUGCUCACCAUUAAAAUCAAAAACGAAGGGUUACUCCAGGGAUUACUAUCUUUCUUUUUUAUUCCUUUAUAGACAAUGUAUAAACACAAAAUGUAUUCCACUCUAGCAACAUUGCAUUGACCGUAAGAACUCGUCGCAAGUCUUGCUGACUGUGGUAGUUUAGUCAGUUUCUGUAAACCAUGUAAACAAAAUGCAUUUUUUUCCAUUUUAAGA
Messenger RNA from Radiomyces spectabilis, 1492 nucleotides. RefSeq lists its product as uncharacterized. The record is from RefSeq and is a predicted model, not a curated record. The coding region runs from base 85 to 1293 and encodes 402 amino acids. NCBI's taxonomy places the organism in Eukaryota, Fungi, Mucoromycota, Mucoromycetes, Mucorales, Radiomycetaceae. The transcript has 3 exons.